Messenger RNA from Striga asiatica, 624 nucleotides. NCBI's taxonomy places the organism in Eukaryota, Viridiplantae, Streptophyta, Magnoliopsida, Lamiales, Orobanchaceae. The record is from the annotation of a GenBank genome assembly.
AUGCACGGCGGUACCGUACGCAAUAGCCUCAUCCGGGUUAAUGCUCCUGCACAGCUCCUUUCCCUCGAAAAUAAACUGCAGCAUCUUCUGAACCUUGGGAAUCCUGCUCGAGCCUCCAACCAGAACGACAUCAUGGAUGGCAGCCUUCUCCACCCCAGCAUCUCUCAGGCAGCUCUCUACAGGCUCGGCGCAUUUUUCGAACAGGUUCAUGUUGAGAUCCUCGAAUUUAGCGCAUGUAAUGCUAGAGUAAAAGUCAAUUCCCUCGUGCAGACACUCAACGUCCACAUUGGUCUUAGUAUUGGUCGAGAGAACCCUCUUCGCCCUCUCGCAAGCUGUCCUCAGCCUCUAAAGGUCCUUGUUGUACUUGCGCUUGAACUCUUUGGCAAAGUGAGCAACAAUGCGGUUGUCGAAAUCCUCCCCGCCAAGGUGGGUGUCGCCAGCGGUGGCCCUCACCUCGAAGUUGAGGCCAUAGGCAAUGGCGGCAGCAGUGGGCUCAUUGAUGAUGCGGAUGACAUUGAGGCCGGCAAUGGCACCGGCAUCCUUGGUGGCCUGUCUUUGAGAGUUGCUAAAGUAGGCCGGGACGGUGAUGACGGCAUCCCGGACAAGGAAUCUGCCAAUCUUUAA